AUAAUGUUAAAAUUUUCUGUAGAUGAUUCACAGCCAAACAUCCUAGUUCUCCAAACUCCAGUAUCAUCAUCAGUUCCUCCAGGAGAAGCAGUGAAUCUUCAGUGUACGGUUCUCUCUGAGAUCAGAUCAGCAGAACUGAGAGUGUUCUGGUUCAGAUCUGCUGCAGGAUCAUCCUUUCCUGAAAUCAUCUUCACUCAUCACAACAGCAGCAGCAGCAGCAACAGCAGCCAUCAGUGUGAGUUCAACCGUGUGUACAACUUCUCCAAGAUUAUUGGGAAUGAUAACGACACUGGAAUAUUCUACUGCGCUGUGCAGACCUGUGGGAGGAUCAUUAUUGGGAAUGGAACAACUGUGAACUUGGUCUGGCCUCUGGAUCCGGUUGUGAUGUGCCUGGGAGCAGCUGUAGGAGUGUGUGUGGUUGUGAUAUCUGUACAAGCUGCAAUAAACCGCAAGAAGAAGAUCUGUGAACACUGCAGCGCUGAGAAGCUUCAACACGGCUUAUUCAAAGAGAAGACAGCCAAUCAGGAACAGGAUGCUGAGGAGCUAAAUUAUGCCGCCUUAAAUUUCUCUGAACGAAAAACUAAAAGAACGAGGAAACUGAAGAAAGAGAAAUCUGAGGACAUGCUGUACUCCACAGUGAGAUGCUCCUCUGUUAACGACCGCAGAACAGAUCAUUAGACCCCUUUGAAUUAUUUAUAAUAAAAGCAAAGAUUAUGGAUGAAGUUCCAUUUAUAGCAUUGUUGGCUGGUGCUGGAAUCGAUACCCAGGAUGCACCACACAUUGAUUCUCUUGAUCACAUGACACUGCACACAGCACCUCCAGGAAGUAAAUCACUGGAAUUCUAAACACCUGUGUUAGGCCCUAUUUAAGGGGCACAGUUUAACUCAUUCUUUGCUAAGAUUUGUCGGUUUAUCCACUUUAUCCACACAUUUAUUUCCUUGCCUGUGAUUUCCAUUUUGUGAAUGAUCUUGUUUUGUUUUUUGACCCUGAUUCCUGUCUGCCCUCUGAUGACUCCUUGCCUGUGUAUGACCCUCAGAAUGUUACUCGUUUAUGGUGUGUCCUGUCUCUCUUGCUGCUGUUCUCUGGUUUUGACCCUUCUUGACUACCCUUUUUUUUAUUGCCCUUUGUCAAUAAACCUGUUUUAUUUUA
Molecule: messenger RNA, 1149 nt
Organism: Astyanax mexicanus (Mexican tetra)
Lineage: Eukaryota; Metazoa; Chordata; Actinopteri; Characiformes; Acestrorhamphidae
Exons: 4
Coding region: 4-678 (224 amino acids)
Source: RefSeq, a predicted model, not a curated record